CAAUGGCUGAUGAUGCUGGAAUGAGCCUCCGAGAUAGAUCACAAGAUAAUACUAGAUCAGGGUUUGAGAAAAGGGAAAAGAGAAGACGAAUAAGAAAACUCCAAGAUGCCAUUUCUCAAAACCAGGUUAAUGUUGUACAACAGAUGAUGGAGGAAGAUUUUGAUGUGGAUUUCCAGUAUCGUGGUCAGACAGCUUUACAGUUAGCUGUAAAAGAAGGUUUACAUGACAUGUGUGUGCCUCUAAUUAGGAAAGGGGCCGAUGUGAACAAAAUAGACUCAGACAUGAACAGCCUCCUCAACAUAGCUUGUUGGCGAGGAUUUGAUGACGUAGCAGAAUUAUUGAUACAGAAUAAAGCAGAUGUUGACUCUCAGAAUGACCUUGGUUGUACACCACUGAAUACAUGUGCCUACAAAGGUCAUGCCUGUAUCUGCAACCUUCUGUUAAAAGCCAGGGCUGAUUCUAACAUACAAAACUCUCAUGGUCAAACUCCACUCCACACAGCAGCUAAGCAGAGACAUGUGGAAAUAGUGGACUUAUUGAAGAGCUCCACUUGUAACAUGAAUCCUGGAGAUGAAAACAGGAAAACACCUUUGAUAUGGGCAGCAGACCUUGGGUUUUCAGAUGUAGUCGAAUCUCUGCUCGGAGGAGGUGCAGACCCAGACAAGCAAGACAACUUAGGAAGAACAGCUCUCUAUUGUGCUGCAUCACAAGGACAUAUAGAAGUUACACAGAAACUCAUUAAAACAAAGGCCAAUUUGAACCUUCAAACUACUAAAGGAUGUACACCCUUGCUUGAUGCUAUAGGAAGUUCUUCUUCAGGGUCUCUUGACAUAGCCAAGCUUCUCAUCACUUCAGGGUGUGAUGUGAACUUAGCAGACCGCCAAAAACUGGCUCCUAUACAUGCUGCUGUCCGUCAGGUUUCUGAAAUGUUUGGUUCUCCAACUGAGAAUGCAUUGGCACUUGUGAGGAUUCUUGUUUCUGGGAAGUGUGAUGUGAACCAGCCAGAUAGUGAAGGAUGGACGCCUCUGUAUCAGGCAGCUUUAGCUGGUAACCAAGAAAUAACCAAGAUAUUACUGGAAGGUCACGCUGAUGUGACUCUACAAACAAAAACUGGAAACACAGUCCUGCAUGCCGGAGCAAUGGGAAAUAAUCUGAAAGUAGUCAGCACAUUAUUGUCAACAGGCUGUGACGUGAAUAAAACCAACUCCAAUGGUGAGCAUGCCUUGUUUGCAGCAAUUAUCUGCCGAAGCGACAUCCAGAUCGUAAAAGCCCUUAUAAAUUCUGGAAGCGACAUUAAUUUGAAAGAGAAGAAGUCAAACUGUUCUGUCCUACAUCAAGCUAUCAUACAGCACUACACAGAGGCAGCUCUACUGUUGAUAGAAUCAGGGUGUAAUAUCAAUGCUGUCACAGCCAAGCUGCAGACCCCUCUGUAUACAGCUGCUGAAAAAGGUAAUGAAACAGUGACAGAGAAACUUGUCAGCAUGCCAAAAUGUCUCCUGAAUGGCACAAAGCAUUCAACUGUUCCACUUCAUGUUGCUGUCAUCAACAACCACUCCAAGGUAGCCAAGAUACUCAUUAAAGCUGGCUGUAACAUCAACCAGAUGAAUGAAAAGUGCAUGACCCCAAUUAUGGCUGCCACAGAAGAGAACAGUGUAGAUGUUGCUAUGGUGCUGCUCAGAUAUGGUUGCGAUCUCAAUGGACAAGCCAAAGUCCGCAAGGUGUUGCCCUGUUGUAUAGUGAGGGAGGACCCACAUCCACAUUUUGACCUCGAACCUCUGUUUCUGGCUUUGACCCACAAGAAUAUCAAACUGUUGAUGUUAUAUAUGAAAUUUUACUUUAAUAUCCCAUACAAACUCAUUAAGAUUUUGUCAGACAUCCUGAGGACAUCAAGGGACAUGAAUACUCAGUACACACCUGCUCAAAAGAAGGCAAUACUUGCUUUGUUUGAUCAGACCUUGAAACACCCAAGAAAACUACAGGAUAUCUCCCGAGCUAUGAUUAGGGAAAAGUUAGGGAGUAGACCUGAAGUCAAAGUGAAAAGUCUGACAUUAGCAAGCAAGUUAAAAGAUUAUGUUUUGAUGUACGACGUUUUAGGUGAAGAGGAAGAAGAGGAAGAGCCAUCACAAGAAGAGAGAGAGAGGGGGAGGUUUGGUUUAGUAGUGGACUAAGUCUGUGCAAUAGAUUAAUGACAAUCAGUGCAAUAGGUUAUUUGCUACUUACAUAGCAGAAUCUCUGUAUAAUGGUAAUGCUACAAUGUGCCGUUUUGUUGUUUAUAUUGAUUUCAUCUGUUCCCUUAUAUUCCUGUGUUUUCUAGGUUAAUCACUUACUUAGUUCAGUUGUUGUAACUCAUCUACACAGAAUCUAUUGUUGACCGUUCAAUUUCCAUAUCUGCUACAGACAUACAGGUUUGAUGGCAAACUUCUCAAGAUACUAUGAAGAGCAAUUAGAAAGGACAUACAAUGCUUGUGUUUGUCCUGCAAUAAGGCCAGGGAGCCAAAACCAUCCCUGACACAAAGUUGGAAGAUGAACUUAAGCACCCAAAGACAAUGUCAUAGCUUUUGUUGGUAAUUCUACUGAAACUGCAUCAGAUUAGAUUGAAGUUAAUGUAAGAAGAACACAUAGCUGAAAAAUAGAAGUAAUAGUUAUAUUUAUUGUCUGUUUCAUAAAAUUUGUGUAAAAAUAGAAAAGACAUUUGUUUUAUUUAUGAUUUUUGUUUCUUUUCCUUCUAGAUGUUGUCUUUCUUGAUACAUGUAUUGGAUUAUUUUUAAGUUACAUAGCUCUCAUGGAUGAUGUAAUAUAACAACUUCUUUAUUCAGAUAUUUACUCCAUCCAUCAUACACAUAAUCAGAAAUUUAUUGUUUGAGCUAUGAAAUAUAUACAAUAUAUGGAGGAUAUUUAAUUUUUCCUUUUUUAGUUAUUUUUUGCAAAAAUUAUGUUUGAACUAUUUACCUUGGUGCUAAUUGAUUAGAUUUAUUGUGUGAUGUGACAGUCAGUCUUCCUGUCUGCUUUACCAGUGUUUUUGGACUGCAGGAUUUGCAUAUAUCCUAACUUAAUGUAUUGUUUUCUUUGAUGAGUCUGAAAAUUUGACUGACAUAUGCUGAUAGACAAAUACCAAUAUAAUGCAAGCCACACAUGGAAUUAACUUCAAUUACCUGGUGAGCACAUUGUUUAAAUGCCUUUUUGGAGGAUGGUGCUAGCUCAGCUAUUUGUUUGUUAUCUGAUUAUAAAAAUAUAUACUGAAGGAUGAUUGUUUUGUCUGACAGAUGACUAACAGUGUGAUGUGUAAUAUUGAUGAUUAUUUAUAGUUCAUUUCUUUCAAGAAUUGAAAAUAUUUUUAGUUCACCCCUGUCCAAAAAAAAAGUGAACAUAUGCCAUAGUUUGUCGUCCAUUGUCCGCUGUCAGCUUUCCCUUUCAAAAACUUCUUCUCAAGAUCUGAAAGGUCUCUGACAUUGGACCUGCAGUAGCAUGCUGGGAUGGAGAGCUGCAAAGUCUGUUUAAAUGACUGAUCUUCACUUUCCUUCAUGGUCACAGGGCCAAAUAUAUUGAAAUUUUCAAAUAGCUUCUCCUGAAGAACUGAAAGGCCUAGGUAACUGACAUUUAGCCUGUAGUCGCAUGCUUUGAUAUAGGGCUACUAACUUUAUUACCUUGAUUUUUGUCAUCUUCAUAAGAGUCAAAUGUGUAAACAAUCAUCAAAACAACCCCCUCUCAAUAUUCAAGAGAUCCGAGGUACUGAUAUUGUGCCUGUGGCAAGAUGGGAUUGAGGGCUACCAAGUUUGUCCAGAUGUAUGACCUCCACCCACUUUUAAGGUCAAAUGUCUUAAGAUCUUUAAAUAAUUCUUACUAACCAAGAUACCAAGGGUACUGAUAUUGGACUUGUAGCAUGCUUUGAUGAGGGGUUCCCAUGUUUGUCCAAUAAGUGACCUUGACCUACAUUUAAUAUCCAACUUUGAAAAUUGUUUCUCAAUAACCAAGAAUCCUGGUAUCAUGAUAACGGGCCAGUAGAAUGGUGGGAUAAAGGGCUGCAAACUUUGUUUAAAAGAAUGACACUGACCCACUUUCUAAGUCACAGAGGUCAAACAUGUUAAGAAAUCCAUACUUUUUCUAUUCAAUAACAGAUAGACCAUGAGUCUUGGUAUUUGUGUAGUAGAAUGCUUUGGAAAUGGGUCUUCUUUGUAAGCUUCAGAACAGGUGAGGAGUUUCAUCCCCUUAGGCCUCUUGUUUGUUUUACUGAAAAUGUAUGUGUGAGAUUGACAGGUAAUCCUUAGACUAAUAUAGAUCAUAUGUGAAUCUUAUUUAUUUACAAAGUGUGUAUCGAAGUCAUAGAUUGCAAUAGUAAAUAACUAUGUGCCAAACUUUUUUUAAAAGUUCAAUAAAAGUGUUGACUGAAACCA
Messenger RNA from Ylistrum balloti, 4391 nucleotides. Its product is annotated as ankyrin-3-like. Gene Ontology annotation, molecular function: protein binding. The transcript is spliced from 10 exons. Bases 3 to 2168 code for a protein of 721 amino acids. NCBI's taxonomy places the organism in Eukaryota, Metazoa, Mollusca, Bivalvia, Pectinida, Pectinidae. The record is from RefSeq and is a predicted model, not a curated record.